Sporothrix schenckii 1099-18 is the source of this 1797-nucleotide messenger RNA. RefSeq names its product Serine carboxypeptidase S28 family protein. Lineage: Eukaryota; Fungi; Ascomycota; Sordariomycetes; Ophiostomatales; Ophiostomataceae. The transcript has a single exon. The record is from RefSeq and is a predicted model, not a curated record. Gene Ontology annotation, biological process: proteolysis. Gene Ontology annotation, molecular function: serine-type exopeptidase activity; dipeptidyl-peptidase activity. Bases 1 to 1797 code for a protein of 598 amino acids.
AUGCGCUUUUCUUCUCGUGCAGCCAUCGCAGCUUGGCUGCUUCAGCUGCUCUCCGCGCUGCCGACCGCCUCGAGUCUCCGGACCUGGCAGCCGAUCCGAGAGCUGCAAAAACAAAUCCGGGAGGAUGGGCCUGGCGAGCCGUCUCUCGCGACACGCGACCUACCUGCGUACCCCGUCUACAACCUCUCGGUCCCCGUCGACCACUUCCACAACGACUCCCGCUACGCGCCGCACGUCAACGACACGUUCCCGCUGCGGUACUGGUUCGAUGCCUCUGCCUACCAGCCGGGCGGACCCGUCAUCGUGCUGGCUGCCGGCGAGACCAACGGGGCCAAUCGCCUGCCCUUCCUCCAAAAGGGCAUUGCUGCCCGUCUCGCACAAGCCACCCACGGGCUGGCCGUCGUGCUCGAGCACCGGUACUAUGGCGAGAGCGUCCCGUACGGCAACCUGUCCACCGCCGCCCUCCGCUUCCUGCACACCGACCAGGCCAUGGCCGACACGGCGUACUUUGCGACCCACGUCGUGUUUCCUGGGCUCGAGGAUGAGGAUCUGAUGCCGCAUGUGGGCGCGCCGUGGAUCGUGUACGGCGGGUCGUACGCCGGCGUCUUUGCGGCCUUUUUGCGGGUGCUGUACCCGGACGUGUUCUGGGGCGCGAUUUCGUCGUCGGGCGUGACCGUGGCCAUCCACGACUACUGGCAGUACUACGAGGCACAGCGGCUGUUUGGGCCGCAGGAGUGUGUACAGCGGACGCAGAAGCUGCUGCACGUGGCCGACCAGAUCUUGUUGGCGGGGCGGCAGGCCCUCGACAACGAGGGCGAUGGCCGUGGCGGUGGCCACGGCGAUGGCGACGACAGUCACGACGACAUCUACGAGGAGCAGCCAGUGGGCCAGGUGCCACUGGCCGGCGCUCUCGGCGACACCCCGGCCGACCUUGUCGCCAAACUCAAGGGCGUUUUUGGCCUCAGGAACAUGACGUACGACGACGACUUUGCCUCGGUCCUGAGCGACGCCCUCGGCGGCUGGCAGGAUACAAACUGGGACCCGGCCGAGAACAAUCCGAACUUUGGCUGGUACUGUACCAACGUCACGGCCGACGAGCUGCUGUACCCGGACGUGGCCGACCGCCGCGGUGCCGUGCGCGACCUGAUCCAAGCAACAAGCUAUGGCGCUGCGUUCGACGCCCUCGAGCUGCCGUUCCUCAACUUUAUCGGUUGGGUGCAUGCGACACACCCGUGCAAUGCCACCGAGCGCACGCAGGACCAGUGCUUCACGAACCGUAACAGCACAUUCUUCCGGCAGGACGACAGCACGCAGCGCUGGCGGGCCUGGACGUACCAGUACUGCACGCAGUGGGGCUACCUGGCCACCGGGUCCGGCGUGCCGUCGGACCAGCUGCCGCUCAUCAGCCGGCUCCUCGAUCUCGACUACCUGUCCAUCAUCUGCCGCGACGCCUUUGGCAUUGACGCGCCGCCGGACGUCGAGUCGGUCAACAAGCUCGGCGGGUACGACAUCCGCUUCCCGCGGCUGGCCAUUGUGGACGGCGAGGCCGAUCCGUGGCGUGCGGCGACACCGCACGCGCUCGGGGUGCCGGACCGCGUGUCGUCGACCGAGGAGCCGUUCCUGCUCAUUCCGGGCGCGGUGCACCACUGGGACGAGUACGGCCUCUUUGACAACGAGACGACGGCCGACCUGCCGCCGAAGACAGUCCGGGACGUGCAGGCAGACGAGGUGGACUUUGUCACGCAGUGGGUAGCGGACUGGCAGGGACAGAAUCCGGGCGACGACGGGGGGGUGUAA